Molecule: messenger RNA, 653 nt
Organism: Moneuplotes crassus
Lineage: Eukaryota; Ciliophora; Spirotrichea; Euplotida; Euplotidae
Source: the annotation of a GenBank genome assembly
AUGAUUUUAUCAUCAGUUUUUAAGGUUCUUAGUAUCUUGCGACUUGAUUCUUGCCUGCCAGUCUCGUGUUAUCCUCAUAUUAUUAAGAUAUUUAAAAUUGGAUGGCUUCAUGUAAUGAAAAUUCAUUCAACUUAUCAAGAAAUAUUAUAGCUGUCUUUAGCGAAUCCUUCCAAAUAGCCUUCAAAUAAGUUUCAUUCGAGAAUUACCGAAAAUAUCAUCUACCUUUAAAUUGGGAUUUUAAUAGUCACAAUUUCAGAUGAUUCUAGUUAUAUUUAUUGAUGGUAUUCGUUCCCUAGUCUCAGUGAUAGAGCAAAAUCAUUUUGAUACGAAUAGAAUCCCAUUUUCAUGGAUAGUUAGCCUUUUCUAAGGGAGAUGAUUCUGAACUCAGUCAAAAGAUUCUAUAAAAUCUCAUGAUUCAAAAAUAGCAAAGUGCCUGGAGGUUGGAGAAAAAUUAAAGAGCUAUUCAAAUUUUCUCCAACCUACCUCAUAUCUUAACCAAAUUAAAAAUCUUUUUCAAAUACCACCUAGUCUUCUUUGGAGGAUUACUAUGAUAAGAAAUAAAGUGUUUGACUCAAAUAGGUUGCUCUUCAGACUCUCAGCCAUAUUUCGACUAGACGACUCCUAAGACACUAUUGCCAGAAAGCUUAUUUUUC